CACUCCUCUCUCUCUCUCUCUCUCUCUCUCUCUCUCUCUCUCUCAGCAUGGAAAACACACCUCAGUGCAGACUUUCCUCUUAGACAAACUUCACACAAUUCAAACUCCGGAUUAUGGACUCUUCCACCAACAGUUUGGAUGACGCGUCUGCAGACAGCAGCGCAGAGUUUCCCGACCGAGCGUCCAUGAUGGAGGUCCGUCUGCAGGCUCAGGAGGACGAGAUCACACUGCUCAAGUCCUCAUUGGCUGACGCCCUGCGGCGGAUCCGCCUUCAUGAUCAGCUGCUGCCAAUACUGAAACAGCAGCUCAUCGCAGUGAACCCGGCUGCUGCUCGAGUCCUGAACCAGGUGUGCGGCUCUGAUGGAUGUAACAACAGGAAGCUGUCGUCCAGCUCAGCAGGUGAUGGGAUCAGACUCUCUGCUAACAGUCACGUGUCAGACUUGGUGAGCCCCCCGAACGGACACAUCGGAGGCCCCAAGUCACUGAAACAAAGUAUGGCCACUCAGGAUAGAUCCACACAGACUGACCCCGCCCCCUUGGCUCAGGAACGCGCCCCUCUGUCUAGGCGUCUUCAGAGCCUUAACCUGGAGGACGCCCUCAUUCCUGGAGAGCCGGUACAAGAGGGGACGCGGGCGAAGCUGCACCGUGUGGCAGGCCUGGAGGAGGAGGAUGAGGAGCAGGAGGAAGACGAGGAGGGGGGAGGGGAGUUGAGCUGGACGUCGUCGGUGGAGGAGCCAAUCCAGCCCACGACGAUCAGAGGUCUGCAGAGGGAGGAGUUUCAUGACGGGAGCUGCUCCCCCGAUGACCCGGGCGGCUCCUCCCCCUCCGUCAGAACCCCUGAGCAGAACCUAACCCCCCGACCUGGACCCCUGUGCCCCAUCCAGGAGGGGGAGAAGAAACCGCUGGUUCGGAGGAACAGCGAGAAGCUCGGGAACCCCGAGAAAACAAGGAAGCGUCUGGACAAGAAGGCGGCGUCCUCAGCUAACCUCCUCACCCGCUCGCCCAGCCUGGAGAGUCGAGCCAAAGAGUUGAUCGCUGGUUCAGGGUCCCCUGCGUCCAGGAGAGGAACCUACGGCCAAGGACAGUCGAUUAAAAUGUUCAUCCGCGGCCGGCCCAUCACCAUGUACAUCCCCUCCAACAUCCAGAACUACGAAGAGCUGAAGAUGGAGCCGCCCUCCGAGAGGCUGGAGCUGGACUGGGUCUAUGGUUACCGGGGACGAGACUGUCGUGCUAACCUGUACUUCCUGCCCACGGGAGAGGCCGUCUACUUCAUCGCCUGCGUCGUCGUCCUCUACCACAUCAACAACCGAACGCAGAGACACUACCGGAAACACACAGACUGCGUCCGCUGUCUGACCGUCCAUCCGGACAAAGUGCGAGUGGCGUCAGGUCAGACAGCUGGCGUGGACAAAGACGGCAAGCCUCUGCAGCCUUGUGUUCAUAUCUGGGACUCGGCCACGCUCGUUACGCUGCAGCAGAUUGGUCUGGGAACCUUCCAGAGGGGAGUGGGAUCUGUCGCCUUUUCCUUCACAGACAGCGGAGCGUCUCUGUGUGUGAUCGACGACUCUAAUGAACACAUGCUGUCAGUGUGGGACUGUAACAAGGGGACCAAGAUAGCAGAGGUCAAGAGCACCAAUGAAGCUGUGUUUGAGGUCGAGUUUAAUCCCAGCGAUAGCUCCAACAUCAUCACCUGCGGGAAAUCUCAUGUUUACUUCUGGACACUCAGAGACGGACAGUUCACCAAGAAACAAGGAAUCUUUGGAAAAUACAAGAAGCCGAAGUUCAUCCAGUGUUUUGUGUUCAGUCUGACCGGAGACGUUCUGACCGGAGACUCUGAAGGAAACAUCCUGACGUGGGGAAAGUCGGCUGCAGACAUUAAGACGCUCGGGAAAGGAGCUAAAGAGACGUUUCAGAUCAUGCGUCAGACCCGAGCUCAUGAGGGCAGUGUGUUUACGCUGUGCAACCUGCAGGGCGGCGCUCUGCUCAGCGGAGGAGGAAAAGACCGAAAAAUCAUUCGCUGGAGCGCCGACCUGGCUCCUGAGAGAGAGUGUGAGAUUCCAGAGAAGUACGGGGCGGUUCGUACCAUCGCAGACGUAGAUGGAGAGGAGCUGUUAGUUGGUACGACCAGGAACGCCGUCCUCAGAGGAACCUUCUCAGACGGCUUUGUGGCCAUCGUGCAGGGUCAUGUAGAUGAGAUGUGGGGUCUGGCCACACACCCCUCUCAGAACAUCUUCCUCACCUGUGGUCACGACAGACAGGUGUGUCUGUGGAACACCGAGGAGCAUAAACUGGACUGGAGCAUCAAUCUGGAGGAGUACGGUCUGUGUGCUGGAUUUUGUCCGAAUGGUUCAGUGGUUUCAGUUGGACUCAACUCAGGAAGGUGGCUGGUCCUGGACCUGCUGACCAGAGAGGUGGUGUCUGAGUCCACUGACGGGAACGAGCAGCUGUCCGUCAUGAGAUACUCACCCGACGGCAGCUUCUUAGCCGUGGGCUCUCAUGAUAACUUCAUCUACAUCUACACUGUGACCGAGUUCGGCCGGAGGUACACUCGCUUCGGGAAAUGUAACGGACACUCAAGCUUCAUCACUCACCUGGACUGGUCCAAAGAUGGAAAAUACAUCAUGUCCAAUUCAGGAGACUACGAGAUCCUCUACUGGGACAUCGCAGGGGGCUGUAAACUGCUGAGGAAUCGCUACGAGAGCAAAGACAGAGAGUGGGCGUCUUACACCUGCGUGCUCGGCUUCCACGUCAUGGGUGUGUGGUUGGAGGGCUCAGACGGCACGGACAUCAACGCUCUGUGUCGCUCUCACAGUGAGAGGAUGGUCGCCGUCGCCGAUGAUUUCUGUAAAGUUCAUCUCUUCCACUAUCCCUGUCCUAAACCAAAGGCGCCGAGCCACAAGUACGAGGGCCACGGCAGCCACGUCACCAACGUCUGCUUCACGCACAGCGACUCCCACCUCCUCUCCAUGGGGGGGAAGGACACCUGCAUCCUCCAGUGGAGGGUGUUGGGAGGAGGAGGAGGAGGAGUGGGUGACAGCAGGGAGAGACUUGCUUCAGCCUCGUCCACCUCCACCAGCUCUCCAGAACCGGCAACUGGAUAAACAAAAGGUCGAUCUAGAUCUGAACAGUGAUGGAGGGGGGGGCGUGUUAACUCAGCCUGAGAGGAAGAAGACGAUCCUCUGAGCUGCACCGCUGCGUCAGUUUCAUACAGAACAUGUGGAAGAGUCCUCUCCUCUGAAACCAUGUUGUGAAACUGGACGCUGUGAUUCAGGAUCUCUGUGGUUCUGUCGGGCGUGAGGCGAGGAUGAUCAGAAGUGGCCGUGUGUGUUUGCUGGUACAGAACACGACUCGACUUCUGCAGAAACUUUCUCAUGAACAUUUCUGCGUUUUUUGUUUAUCAACCCACUGCAUUGUGGUGCUUGCCAUCGAGCCUUAAAGACGUUUUCAUGAUGUUUUUACAUUUUAAAGAGUCAUUCUUGUAUUUUUAAAGCUGGGUCCCAAUGUGAAAAACAGGCUGUAACGUCUGCAGUCAUAAAAAGUUCUGUCUCUGAAGGGAUCCUCUCUGUAUUGUUGUAGAAUAACAACAGGAGCCUGACAGGGACAAAAACAACAAGUUCGAGUGGACACACUUUCUGAUGGAUUGAAAGAUGAAAUCUGUAAAAGCUCGUUUCGUGGCUGCAGGCUGAGUCGCUCCACUCAAGCAGUUUAAAAUCAUUUAGUUCCUGUUGUCAUUGGAUGCCAAAAUACAUCAAAAAAUAGAGCCCAGGUUUAAAGUAUUGAAGUGACUCUUCUCAGUGUUUUCUUUAACGUCUCAGCUAAAACUGAAGCUGUCUUAAUAUUCAUUUUUGCAUUAAACAGACUGUGACAAAUCCUUCCAAUGAAAUCGUAUCUUAAUGAACUUUUAUCACAUCAGUACUCCUGGAAAUGAUUACUUUAAUAACGUUUGACAUAUUUAAUAGAAGUUUGGGAAUACUGUGAUGUUGUAUCUGUAAAGCUCCCAAUAAAGAAGUGAAGACUGGAAA
This is a messenger RNA of Labrus bergylta (ballan wrasse), 4022 nucleotides long. RefSeq names its product EMAP like 3 (gene eml3). NCBI's taxonomy places the organism in Eukaryota, Metazoa, Chordata, Actinopteri, Labriformes, Labridae. The record is from RefSeq and is a predicted model, not a curated record. Gene Ontology annotation, molecular function: microtubule binding. Gene Ontology annotation, biological process: microtubule cytoskeleton organization. Gene Ontology annotation, cellular component: mitotic spindle.